This is a messenger RNA of Hippocampus comes (tiger tail seahorse), 2506 nucleotides long. Its product is annotated as paired box protein Pax-5-like. Bases 899 to 2173 code for a protein of 424 amino acids. The transcript has 11 exons. Gene Ontology annotation, molecular function: RNA polymerase II cis-regulatory region sequence-specific DNA binding; DNA-binding transcription factor activity, RNA polymerase II-specific. The record is from RefSeq and is a predicted model, not a curated record. Gene Ontology annotation, biological process: anatomical structure development; regulation of transcription by RNA polymerase II. Lineage: Eukaryota; Metazoa; Chordata; Actinopteri; Syngnathiformes; Syngnathidae.
GAGCGCGGGCGCUGUCCGUAAGAGAACAGGUCCUGAAACGCGGGGGUGCACCAGCAAGCAGCCGCUCUCUCAGUGGAAGCCUACCGAUUGUCGCACAUUUACGCCAACGCCGCCGCCUCCUUCUUAUGUUUUGAGUUUUGAGCAAAGAAAAACAACUCCUUUCCAACUCGCGCGGGACGGCUCAGUUGGACUUGGGCAGCGAAUCGCUUUAAUAACCGGGAACGGUUCUGAACGGUGUCUUCUAUUCUUCCGGGCUCGGUGGAUAUGACACUCGGACGUGGGAUCACUCACUUGCCAUCUCAAGCUUUACUGAUGGGACAUCACACAAGAAAGCAAUGGAAAGCAGACCUUAUUGUGGAUUUGUGACAUUUUUAGUGAAUGAAACAUCUUUUUGAUUCUUUUUUUGUUUGUUUGUUUGUUUUUACUUGUUUUCGUUGUGAGACUGAGCGGAGAAAGUUGAGCCCGAGGGGGACCACGACCAGAGAACUGAGUCUGUGGGGGCUGGGGAUGUCUUCUUUUCAAAUGUUUUGAAAUCCUUUUUACGUGUUUUUCCCCCUUAUUUGGCCCGAUCACUGUGAAGAUUUCAAAGGAUGAAUGGCAAUCUCGUUCUUUACCUGCUUUGACCGACUGUGGUGUCCCGUCCCAUUGAAGACACCGCUUCCUUCAUUCCUUUUCCAAACCUGAUUUUUCAUUCCUCAAUGUUUCAUUUAUUUCACUACACCUGGGGACACUAACAAGUGAACGAAUCAAACAGAAAUAGAUUUCGUCUUUCUGUCUUUUUUUAAGGAACUACUUUGCAUCAACUGGAGGACAGAUCUAUCAAAAUAGAGGUUGGCCCGAGACUGCGCAUUUUUCUUUUAUUUUGUUCAUAUAUCGGGGCCCUGGAGCCCUAGCUCACAUGGAGAUCCACUGUAAGCACGACCCGUUUGCGGCUAUGCACAGGCAUGGCGGGGUCAACCAGCUUGGGGGUGUGUUUGUAAAUGGCCGACCUCUCCCAGAUGUUGUGCGACAGCGAAUAGUAGAACUCGCCCACCAAGGUGUGCGUCCCUGCGAUAUCUCCCGCCAGCUACGCGUCAGCCAUGGAUGUGUCAGCAAAAUACUGGGCAGGUACUACGAAACAGGCAGCAUUCGGCCAGGUGUCAUCGGAGGAUCCAAACCAAAGGUUGCUACACCCAAAGUGGUUGACAAGAUUGCCGAUUACAAACGCCAAAACCCCACCAUGUUUGCCUGGGAGAUCCGGGACAGGCUCCUGGCCGAGAGAGUGUGCGACAAUGACAGCGUGCCCAGCGUCAGCUCCAUCAACAGGAUCAUUCGGACCAAGGUUCAGCAGCCACCGGGCCAAACGGGCUCGGUAGCGGCUCACAACUUAGCCACAUCAGUGGCCGCGACACAGGUCUCUGCGGUGACCAGCGACUCUGCCGGCUCUUCGUACUCCAUCAGCGGCAUUCUGGGUAUCAGCUCAGCUGCUGAUGUUGGGAAAAGGAAGAGAGAUGAAGGCGUGCAGGAGUCGCCGCUGGCCAAUGGGCACAGCCACAACGGCCGGGACUUCCUCAGGAAGCAGAUGAGAGGGGAGCUGUUCUCGCCGCAGCAGAUCGAGGUAUUGGACCGCCUGUUUGACAGACAGCCAUCCUGUCCAAUCCAAUCCAGCUCUGACCUCUAUGCGAGCCCAGACCCUGGCAAGUCAUCGGACUACUCCUCCAUGGCCUCGCUAGCCAGUGGACUGGACGAGAUGAAGAACAGUUUGGCCAAUUCCGGCACCGGGGCAGAAUUAGGAGCCAGCGUGGCCGGCCCACAGUCUUAUUCACUAGUUCCAGGUCGAGACCUCGCCAGCACCACCCUGCCAGGCUACCCUCCUCACGUUCCCCCCACGGGACAGGGCAGCUACUCCACCCCCUCCCUCACUGGCAUGGUACCAGGAGGAGAUUUCUCUGGAAGCCCCUAUUCCCAUCCUCAGUAUUCCACAUACAACGAAUCCUGGAGAUUUCCUAACCCUAGUUUAUUAGUGUUUCAGCAAGAUUACGGAUCCCUCUUAGGUACUGAAAUCGGCUGUUCCUCGAGUCUCUUCACCAGCCAGGCGGGACAGAUGCAAGGCUCACCGUACUACUACAGUGCGACAUCACGUGGGGCCGGACCCACCGCCACGGCCACAGCCACGGCGUACGAUCGCCACUGACCAUGCCUGCUGAGAAGAGGAGAGGACAAGGGAAGGAGGGAGGGAAAGGAUAGCACCAGCACUGCUCACUUCAACAAGUCUGCCCCCGUGCACUGACCAAUCACAUUUUGACAAUUGUGAAUCCUUUUUGGACUGUCAUUGAAACCGACCUACGCACUGCCACCCUGUCAAAAAGUUACUGUGAGGACACGCGUGAUGCAGUGCGACAGGUAGGCUCCAUCCAUGCAUUUCGAGUACAUUUUUGCAACUCUGAGGACUCUUCUACUACAUCAGACGUGGAUAUGUUCAUUUUCAACCACUAACAAAUCCAAGAGACAUAUCCACAAGCCACGA